AUGUCUCGAAUGCAGACCGAUGAAGAGAAGCACCCGGAGCUUUUCAAGCCCGACCUCAACAUUGACCGCCGAACAUGUAAGCGAGUCGUCCCAUUGGAGGUCCUGGCCCUUGGCAUGUCCAAGACGGGUACAUCAUCAAUGCAACGGGCCCUUAUGAUUCUCGGCUACGAUGACGUUUACCACGGGUUUUCUAUGACAUCCAACAUCUGCGAGGUCCCGCUGUGGACCGAGGGCAUGCAUGCGAAGAUGAACCCACAGCCGGGUCAGAAGCCCUUUGGUCGCACUGAGUUCGACCAGCUGCUCGGCCACUGUGGGGCCGUCUGCGAUCUGCCGCCCAACUUCUUCGGUCCGGAGCUGGUCAGAGCGUACCCUGACUCCAAGGUCGUCCUCGUUGAGCGGCAAUUCGAGUCGUGGUACAAGAGCUUCGACGAGAGUAUUGUCAACGUUGCUUUCAACCCUGUCUGGAGGACGCUUUCGUGGCUGCGCGCGAAGUAUGUCGCGGAGAUCGACGACAUCACGUUCACCUGGCUGCGGUACCAAUUCAACUCGGACACCAAGGAGGGUAUCUUGGCGAACGCUCGCGAGGGAUACAAGAGGCACUAUGACACCAUCCGUAGGGAGACACCACCCGAGAGGUUGUUGAACUACAAUUUGAAGGACGGUUGGGGCCCGUUGUGCGAGUUUCUGGGAAAGCCUAUCCCUGAUGUGCCCUUCCCGCAUGUAAAUGACCACGAGGCAUACCACGAGAAGCUUCAGAUCAUUAUCAAGAAGGGCGCAAAGGCUUUUGCGCGGAAAAUGGUGUGGAUUGCCGUGCCGGGUCUCGUCGGAGCUGCUGCUUAUUACUUUGGGACCAAACCUGGCAUGAUCGAGCACGCGAUGCAGUUCCCGAAAUAA
Molecule: messenger RNA, 894 nt
Organism: Colletotrichum chrysophilum
Lineage: Eukaryota; Fungi; Ascomycota; Sordariomycetes; Glomerellales; Glomerellaceae
Exons: 2
Coding region: 1-894 (297 amino acids)
Source: RefSeq, a predicted model, not a curated record